AAGUUUUGUGAGCCGUGCGUCAUGGGAAAGAUGACUCGUAGCUCUCAUCCCCCGUCAACGCACAAAAGUGAGUGUCCGUGUCCACUUGGCCUUGUUCGUAUGGACGCUUGCGGUCCGAUGCCGGUUACGUCGUUGGGUGGAGCCCGCUACAUCGCUACCUUCUACGACGAUUUUAGCAAAUAA
Volvox carteri f. nagariensis is the source of this 183-nucleotide messenger RNA. RefSeq lists its product as uncharacterized. The transcript has a single exon. The record is from RefSeq and is a predicted model, not a curated record. Lineage: Eukaryota; Viridiplantae; Chlorophyta; Chlorophyceae; Chlamydomonadales; Volvocaceae. The annotation marks the transcript as partial.